UCAAACUAGGAUGCUCCGUUAAUUCAUGGAGGAAUGUAUUAACUUAUAAAGGAACAAUGGCGACGCGCAUGGCGAGUCGUGUAAUUAGAGCUGGCAGACAGAAGUUAAUUCGUGCCAAGUCAAGUCGACGUGAGUUCUGUAGUAGUGUCCCAUCGAGUGCUGACAUCGUUUCAGUGCCACUGUCAAAACCAGUCCCUAGUUUUCCUGUGCCAAAAUAUGCGAACGUCGGAGCCCAGACUGAUGAGACCAAAGUCACUGUACUUGAGAACGGUCUUACUGUGGCCUCAGAAAACAAGUUUGGACAGUUUUGUACUGUUGGAGUUGUGUUAAACUCUGGGUCUCGCUAUGAAGUUGCUUACCCAAGUGGAAUCUCACAGUUUUUAGAAAAGCUGGCAUUUUGUUCAACAACAUUGUUUGAGGACCGAGAUCAGAUUUUGCAGGAAUUGGAGAGGCAUGGAGGGAUAUGUGAUUGCCAGGGCUCCAGAGACACAUUAAUUUACGCUGCAUCAGCAGAAAUAAGUGGUCUACCGAGUGUAAUGAAUAUCUUAUCAGAAGUUGUUCUUCGACCAAGGAUUACACAGGAUGAGCUGGAUCAAGCAAGACAAGCAAUCUCAUUUGAACUGGAGAAUCUGAACAUGAGACCGGAUCCAGAACCUCUCCUUAUGGAGAUGAUCCACGCCGCUGCUUACAAACAAAAUACUCUUGGACUUCCGAAGUUUUGCCCCACGGAAAAUAUCAAUUCCAUAUCGCAGAAGAUUGUGUACACCUACUUGAAGAACUUUCACAUACCACAGAGAAUGGUGGUGGCCGGAGUGGGCAUUGAUCACCAGUGGCUUGUCGACUUGGCCAAGGAACAUUUCAUUGACAGACGCAUGCCAGUAUGGACAGAAAACAAACACUUCAUCGACGACAGCAAGUCCAUUGAUACAUCGGUCUCACAGUACACUGGCGGAAUUGUUCAGGUAGAGAAGGACCUGUCUGACGUAAGUCUGGGCCCGACACCCAUUCCCGAGCUGGCACAUGUGGUGAUUGGCCUGGAGAGCUGUUCUCACAAGGAUCCCGACUUCAUCCCGUUCUGCGUCCUCAACAUGUUGAUGGGAGGAGGAGGAUCCUUCUCUGCUGGUGGUCCCGGGAAGGGAAUGUACACGAGGCUUUACCUGAAUGUGCUGAACAGGUAUCACUGGAUGUACAAUGCCACAGCAUACAACCAUGCCUAUGAAGACAGCGGAUUAUUCUGUAUUCAUGCCAGUGCCCACCCAUCAAAGCUGAAAGACCUUGUGGAAGUAAUAGUUAGAGAAUUUGUUAGUAUGGCUGGAAAAAUUCACAGUGAUGAGCUACAGCGAGCUAAGAGGCAGCUGCAGUCUAUGUUGAUGAUGAACCUGGAGGCCAGACCCGUCGUAUUUGAGGACAUUGGCCGUCAGGUUCUGGCCAGUGGUCACCGCAAACAGCCGCAGUAUUUCUACGAUGAGAUUGAAAAGAUUACCGCGAAUGACGUCAGACGAGUGGCUUCGCGAAUGUUACGAUGUAAACCAGCUGUGGCCGGUUACGGUACGCUGCAGCAGUUACCGAGCUACAGUGAAAUUGAGGCUGCUCUCUUGACAACCGACGGGAAGCUGUCAAAAAGGUUUUCACUGUUUAGGUGAUCUAGAGACGUGACAGUUCAUUCAAAAUACCAAAGCAUCAUUCUGGACAGAGCUGCAUUGUGUGUGGGUCGUUUGUGUUUUCUGCUUAGAGAAGGAUUAUUUUAUUUGACCAUCAGACAGAAAUGCUCGUACUUAUUAUGUCAUGAUAUGACAAGUUAUUAAAUUUUUGUGCAGUUGAGGAAAAUAAAUAUUUCAUUUGUUGGACGGCAUAAUACAAAAUUAUCUGUAAUUCUGAAUGUUUUUAUUCUUAUGCAGGGCUAGUUCUGGCACUCUCCAAAUUCAUGAAUUGUGAAUUUCAAAAACAAUUGGCAAAUUUUAUUUUAAUUUGUUGAAAUAAUUUCAUAUAAUAAUUAAUAAUUUGUUACAAAAUAACUGGGUUUCUGCAAUUUUUAAAGUUUAACACAUAAUUUGGCGAACUUUUCUGCUGACCCACGAGAGCUAGCCUUGCUUAUGUCACAGAUACAAUUUUUCAAUCAGAAAAUUACUUUUUGCUUCCAUUUAUAUAAAUAAUAGCAGCAAAGAAAUAAAUAUGUUUAUCUCUUCAUAUAAUAACCUUUGGGUUAUUAACUUGAUAAAAUAUUUGUUUUAAUUUGUAUAUAAUUAUUGCCUUAUCAGGACUCGAAAUUAAGAAUUUAUUACCUACGGCAAUUUUUUGAAAUGUUUUUGCCAGAGGUGAAAUGUUCACUGACCGCAAUUUUGAGAGUGCAAUUUUAAAUCGGUAACUUUAUCAACAAAUAAAAAAAAAACCUACCUAAAAUAAAAUAUUAAAAUAAAAAACUGCUGUCGGUGUAGCCCCUAAGUUCGAGCCCUGCCUUAUAUUUCUUUACUGCCAAAAAUGUAUUGUUUAUUAUUAUAUAAAAAGAAAUACUGAG
Messenger RNA from Gigantopelta aegis, 2515 nucleotides. Its product is annotated as mitochondrial-processing peptidase subunit alpha-like. The transcript has 12 exons. The coding region runs from base 57 to 1643 and encodes 528 amino acids. Lineage: Eukaryota; Metazoa; Mollusca; Gastropoda; Neomphalida; Peltospiridae. Gene Ontology annotation, cellular component: mitochondrion. Gene Ontology annotation, molecular function: metal ion binding. The record is from RefSeq and is a predicted model, not a curated record.